UCGGCCAACGUCAGUACGGUUGAGCUUCUCACGCGGUCCGUGUCGGUUCUUGGCGAAGCUCUGCGAUUUUGCGGUUCUGGAUAUUGCGUUACGUCGCGAGUCACGACUACGUCGCGCGGGGUGGCAAAUAUUUUGGUCCGUCGGGGAACUUCCGGGUGUGGGAGCAAAAGGGAGAGGAGGCACCGGAAAUCGAAUCGACAGCGGAAAGAGGAAGAAGAAUUUAAAGGUUGAUUGAAAAUUUGGUUGGGAUUAAAUUUUCGGUGGAAUUUGAAGGCUCGGCGUUCGUCGGAAAAGGGGGUUACUGGGCCACAGCGGCGGCCAAGGUCCGGGAAGUGGUGAUAGUGCCGGGAGAUUAACGGAGCGUGAUGUAACAUCACAAAAGUGCCACUUGGCGUUCACUCUCACCGCAAAAGGUCGGAGCGUUUGUGUGCUGCGAAAAGAGCGGGAGUCAAGGUUGGGAACGAAGAGGCAGGGAGUGUUAAUUUGACACGAGUUUGUUUUUAAUUCUGAGUGCUCUGUCGAGUGUGGCAGUAAUUAAUGACAGCUCCCCGUGGGUCUUCUGCCUUUGCUAGUGUUUCGUCGAGGUGGGAAAAGUCUCCCCGGUGAAUUGAAACCCGGAAAAUCGUCCUGCUGAGCAAAAGGUCGUCGCACAGAAGAGUGGGGCGGUAAAUCAAAAAGAAGAAACCUCGACGCGACACGACACGACACGGCAGGUUAGGAAUCAGCUGGGAGCACUGCGAGAACUGCUGGUGUCAUUAGUGAGCUUGCGGUAAAGGAGGAGAAGAAAGCGAAGAGGAAGGCGCUUCGUUUAGCGGCUUUGAAUGAAACCUCUCCACGUGUGGACUGUGGGCACGUGUGGACAUAUGCAAAUGAAGUGGCACCGUUCGGCCUCGUAAUGUGAUGUGACAUUAGUGUGGUGACGUCCCAGCGAGAGACAGAGAGCCGUUGUUGGUCCUUGUGGCAGGUCCUCUCUAACCUGUCACCGCAGCCAGCAGAGUGCAUCGUGAUAAUUUAGCAGCAUCAGCAGCAGUGUGUCAGUUGGGUGGAAAGUGUGCUUUUGGGGUCUAUUUCAAAAACGGUCGCUGGCACCUGCCACGUGUGUGUUUGUGCAAGAGGUCACGUGGUGAAGGGUCGACCCUGGGGUGGUCCGGGGCCAAGGCUAUUUAAGGGUGAAAUGCAGCACAUUUAGAAUAGUGUGGUGAAGGGAUGCUGUGCAGUGUGUGUUCAGAGCAGUGCAGGUGCAUUGUUUGUCAAAGCGAUAAAAUGAUGCUGGUUUGGGCUUAAAAGUUUGUGCCAAAGUUGUAUAACUGUGUAUGUGUGUGUGAAAAGUUGGGUGGGAAAAGUCAAACCAGAUGUUUGGAACCGCACACCCCACAGUGCAUAAUGCAGUUAUGAAAUUGUGAUUGAACAGGACAAACAACAAGAGGUUAGUUUGUCAGAAAGGCCGCACACUACAUUCUGCAUUCCACAACAUCAACCGCACCACACCCGUCGAAAAAGCUCAUCAAGUGCAGAGCGUACGCUCAGAAAGUUGCGAAAAUGACGUCAAUGGCUUCAGUUCCCCCACUGUAGUGAAGUGCUUCCGGUGCAGAACAAGUGCUGCCGCGGUUAAGAGAUGAGGCCAGGAAGGCAGUAUGAAGUGAUUGAUGAAUAAUUAAACUAGUGUGAAAACUGUGUUGUUCGCGCAACGAAACCGGCUUCCAGCGGAGAAAAGUGGAAGAGGAGGCUCGCGGGGUUAGUUUUGGUAGCUCUGACAAAAAAAAAGAACAUCGGAGUUGCCCCCAAAUUGCGACACAUAAAUCUAACGCUGGUUCGACUGCAAACCAGUGGGCUUGAUCGGCACGGCAGUGACUUCAUCAUCAUCAUCAACCGGCGAGGUUCGGGUUGGGAACUGUGAUGAGAGACCACCAAGUGUUUCCGCUAGAACCGGCGGGUUGAACCGGGUUGCCGCGUUAUACGCCAGUAGUAGGUCAUGUGAAGCCCCUCGGCGCGGAACAAAACUUGUUUUUACUGAAUAAAUUAUUUACCCCCCAAAACACACACACACAUCCACACACGACAUAAGCGCUCGUAAAAAAUAACCACGGCACGUCAAAGCGUCCGGAGGGUUCUAACCCCCCAAAAAAGAAAAAAAACAGAGACAGAAACCCCCUCAUACGACGGAACCCAUCCUAACCAACACAAAUACGCAGUAGGAUAGACCGGAACCACGGGUUCUAAAUUUCCCCGAGAAAAAAAAAUAUCCGGACCGCGGUCGCCGAGGGUCGUAAAAAAGGGAUCAACCUCGGCGCGGGCAAGUGUUGGUUUUUUUUCCCCCCGCUGAGUGUCCUCUCUUUUGUGGAAGUGGGCUCAACUCGGCGGAAGAGCCUCGACAGCAGCAGCUAAAUCUACAACAACAUAUCGGAAUACAGCAUCAACCAUAGCCAGUAGCAGCGAUGGAAACACGAAUAGGAUUACUGGGAUUACUAUUCUACUACUGCAUUGUGAUUGCCACUGUGCUAAACCUCAUCAACGGUGAGGUGCAGUCGUACUGGGAGCAACCCUACUCCCAGCCCUACUUUGACAACAGUACGAAGCGGGAAGUGACCGCCACCGUGGGACAGUCGGCGCUGCUGCACUGCCGGGUGCGGAAUCUGGGGGACCGUGCGGUGUCCUGGAUCCGGAAGCGCGACCUGCACAUCCUGACCGUCGGCAUCCUGACGUACACGAACGACCAGCGGUUCCAGUCGCUGCACACCGAGGGCGGCGACGAGUGGACGCUGCGGAUCACCUCGCCCCAGCCCCGGGACUCGGGCACGUACGAGUGCCAAGUGUCGACGGAGCCCAAAAUUUCCCAAGCCUUUCGGCUCAGCGUCGUGGUGUCCCGGGCGAAGAUCCUUGGCAACGCGGAGCUGUUCAUCAAGAGUGGCAGCGACAUCAACCUGACGUGCGUGGCGCUGCAGUCGCCGGCACCGCCCUCCUUCAUCUACUGGUACAAGGGCGGCCGGGUCGUCAACUACUCCCAGCGGGGUGGCAUCAGCGUCCUGACCGAGCGGCAGACCAAAACGAGCAAACUGGUCAUCGCUCGGGCCAUGCCGUCCGACUCGGGCAACUACACCUGCUCGCCCAGCAGUUCCGACUCCGCCAGCGUGGUGGUGCACGUGAUCAACGGCGAGCAGCCAGCCGCAAUGCAGCACGGCAAUAGCAGCGCUAAUAGCAUUUUAAUAAAUAAGCAUCGUAUCAGCUUUAGCUUUAGUCUAGGGCCGCUGACGGGGGACCGGCUGCCGCUGUCACUGUUGGCCAGUAAAAAUUUCAUACUCUCAUUAACAUCGUCGUGGUUUUGUUUAAUGCUGAAAUCGAUAUGCCUGUUCGGUGCUUACAGGUGAUUUAUGGCUUAAAAAGGGCCUCACCUAGCUCUGUUUUUAUUUAUCAUUUUGUUGGUCGGUGUCGGAUAGCAGCACACAUACAGUGAACGUUUUUUCGUUGUUGUUUGUGUCUGUGGUUGCACCAUUGUUUUGGUUUGGUGCUUUUAUGAGAUUCUAUGAAUUCAUCGGGUUUUUGUAAACGCAACCUGAACCAGAUGAUGCUCUCAAGUGGAAGUUUGGGAACUUUUAUGCAGUUUCUACAAAAGCAAAAAAAAACAACAACAACAAUAGCACACGCUCUCGCACACACAUACACUUUUGAUUACAGUAUAAAUUGGAAACGAAAGAAUCACGAUGAAACACACCAACACACCCAGAGAGUAUCAGACAAAUUUAUUGUGUACAGAGUAGAAACAAUCUAGUGUAGAACAAGUUUGUUGAGAGCUGAGACUUAUAAGGGGAAAAGUUGCGUUCUGUUAAGGUGUCCCGAUUGAUUAACAUGUUCUUAAAAGUUUACAGUUUGAAAUUUUGUUUUGCCUCAUUUUCAGGCAAAAGGGUUGGUGCUCGUUAUCGAUUGUAUUGGCAGAAUAAGCUCUUUUUUAAUUGGAAACUUUGAUGAAACCUUUGCUCGUCUGCUCUAGUAAAUGCAAAGAAGGUUAUGUUUUCAAAAGAACGCAAAUGCUUCGUACUUUCUACACUUGUUUGCCAUUUUCUCUUGCACAAGUAACAACAAUUUUCCAAAAACCAUUUGAAAAUGUUAAAACGAACAAGCAAUCGAAAUGUACUUUUGUGAAAUUAUGGUAAAGAGUUCAUGUUUUGAGUUGAUGAAUUUGAUUUAUGUUUAGACAUUUAAGCAAGUCUCAACGUAGAAUUUGUUUGAUCAAUUUGAAACUCUGUCCAUGGAUUCCUCAUGUCGAAUUAAGAAAUUUUACAUAGUUGAUUCCUUCGGUAUCUUGAGAAGGGGUUUUCUGAUCGAUUUGGUGUCAAGGCUAAUGUUUCAGGUUUUUUUAUUCGCUAACUUAUUUUUAUCAGGUCUUUCAGGAGACAAAAAAAAUGUAGGUUAUGCGAUAAGGACUCAUUAGACAAUGUUUGACUUUUUAUUUCACUUUUUACCACAAAAACACAACAUUUAAUGUUUCAGUUCAUCAAAAGUGCCAUAUUUUGAGCUGAAUACAUGACAAAAGGCCGAAAGACAAAAAGUCAAAUGGACGAAUGGUCGAAAGUGGAUAAAAUGUCGACUGGAUUAAUGAAAGAACAACAAUAUAUUUAAAAAUAUGUUUGAUUCGAAAAAUUUCUCCAGAAUCUAUUUUAAGAACUGUUCAUCUUGAAAAACAUGAAGGAAUAUACUGCCCAUGUUCGCAUAAACGUCCCAUAUGCAAAAACAGCAAACUGAGAUAAACGCUUUUGAAGUUUGUCCCACAAAUAAGGUUACGUGUUAAGUUUUCACGAAAAAACUAGAUUUCCUCCUGAUUUCUAGAACAAAGUACUGGAUGUUAGAGGCUCUUUUGAAAGAGCACACGAUUUUGAACCAAACUGCAUCAAUAACUCAAAAGUGAUGAAAAUGCAUAUGGGACAUUUAUGCGAUCAUGGGCAGUAUAGUUUUCUGAAAAAUGUGUUGCCAUUCAGAUUAUUAAACUUGAAAAACUGCUCAUUUUUUAACUAACCAAAAAGUCACAGAAAUCAGAUAUAUUUGUUAUUGAACUAAUGUUAAAAUGUGUUUGCAUUUCUAGAGUUUAUUUUUCUAUAAAGGUCAUCUAAGUUAUGUGGUUUUUUAGGUUUCUCGUUUUGUUCAAUUUUGUCCUUUUGUCCACUUUGAAGCUCUUAUUAUCAAAAAUAUUAAUAACUUCUAUUUUUAGCUUUCAUUUGUCAUUAAUUUCAUUAAGGCAAAUGUAAAUUUUAUUUCAAGUUUUUGUCUCCCCUUCAAAAUUAAAAAAUAAUAACUUGUUAAAACGAUUGUAAACUGUUUCGAAUGUAUUGAAAAUCUCUUCACAAAAUUUUAAUCUUAGUACACCAAAUCGAAAAAAAUCUAAAUUCUCUGAAAAAAAUGUUUUUCUUAAUUUAUUGCUAAAACUGUAGCAAUAACGUCAUGAUUCGAAACCCGGACGCCUCAUCUUGUUUUAUCAAUUAUUUGGAUAUAAGUUCGCAUUAUGAAUGUCAAAAGUUGCGUAUUUCAAUAACGAAAAUUUUGGUACCCGAACAUGUAAAGGUCAUCGCUGAAAUUUUCAAGUUAUCGCAGUUUAAGUAAAAAAAGUUGAUUUUUACCCGUUUUCGUCAUUUUCCCAUUUUUGCGCGCGGCGCGUCGAAAAACCCAGUUUUUAUGUUAAAAAAAAAUCAUUUCUCCAAAACGUGUUAAUUAGGGCGUCCAAAUUUCCCGGGUUUUGAAUUUCCCGGGAAACGGGAAAAAUAUUUUAAGAAUCCCGGGAAUUUUUUGAAACAGUCAUAAAACUCUAUUUUCAUUAUAUUUGUUAUGUUUUUCAAACUUAAAAUCAUGGAGUUAGCUCAAUCAUAUUAAUUGAUGAUAAUUAGGGUUAGUGAAUUUUCACGAUUUCGCGGACAGCGUUAAAAUCGUGAAAUUUCUCAUUUUCCGCGGAAUACUAUUAAAUUCAAGGAGUUUUUGAAUUCAAUGCAUAAAAAUAACAAACUUAAAAAAAUAUUUUAUCCACAAAGUUUAAAAUGUAAAUUUAAUUAGUAUUCAAUUGAAAAAAGUGAUAUAAACUUUUUGAACUCUUCAGUUGAAUACUAAAAUUAGAAAGGAAGCAUUUAAAAUAGAUUUUUAACAACAUUUAUAAGAAAUGAAUGCUCUGAAUAAAUAUUUGAAGUAAAAAAGAAAAAGUUCAGCAUCGGAAAGUAAUUUUGCAGGGAUUUAGGCGAAUGAAAAUUUUAUUUUAAGCUUUUUUGUUCUUUAAAAUUGUAAACAACACAAUUCUUCAAAUGUUUAGUGAAAAAAGAAGUGCAUUCAAGUGAAAACAAAUGCAUUUUCCUGAAUUUAUAAUCACUUUUAGCACGAUUUGGAAUUUCCAUGUAUAGUUGAAAUCUCAGAUUUUUUGAAAACUAAUAAUAUCGUCUUCAGGGGUGAGGAUGGGUCUGGGGGUUGAAAUACGACAAGUGCUGGAUAAAACAAGUUUUACAACAAAUUGCUCAUAACAUUUUUUGCAAUCCCGAAUAAACGCCUUUUGAAUGGAUUUUUUUUUAAAUAAAUUAACCGUUAAAAUAAAAAAAAUGUAAUUUUUACUUAUUAUUACUAGUGCGUAGAAAUAUCAAUCUUUUAAAAACAUAUAAAAUUAAAUAGGAAAUAUUAAAAACACUAGGCAUUUUGCAGAUCGGUAAAGUAAAAUUUUAACAGUUUUCUCUAAUGAACCAAAUUAAUGCUGAUCUAUGCCGAAUAAAAAUUAUAAUGUUUGAAAAUUUUCCACAUCAAAUCUAAAUUUCCAGAAAUUUGUUUUUUUUUUGAAAUUUUUAAUUUCGGAAAUUCCCGGGACAAAUUAUAGAAAAUCCCGGGAUUCAGGAAUUCCCGGUUUUGUAAAAAUCCCGGGAAUUUUGUCCCGGGAUUUCCCGGGAUGGACGCACUAGUGUUAAUGGAUAUUCGAAUUUUUUUUAUAAGUUGUGUAAAAUAUCACAAGGAAUCACGGAAAAAUAUUUUCAGGCAUGGGCUCUUUGGUCCCGAGACCUUGAAAUCGGCAAAUUUUAUUUUCAUAGGACCUUUUCAAAUAUUCAGCUAGUUUUUUUGGAUCUCAACAUAUUUUUCCUCAAAAGCCCAACUAUUAACCUUUCUUUGAAUUGUGGCGCUCCAAAAUUGGUUCAGCCGUUCCGGAGAUAUGAUUUUUUGAAAAAUGUGGUUUUUGCGAAAAUCGACGAAAAACGCAGUUUUAUAGACCACCCAAUUUCGGAUAGGACCACCCUAAUCGCCGAAAAAAACAAAAUAUGAUUAAAAAGCCUAAAUCUACUGCUUAAAAUUUAAAAAUGGCUCUGAAUUUUGACAUGAUGCAGAUAAAAUACAGAUUUAUUUUUAAGAAAAUACAGAUAUGUCAUAAAAUAAUCUGGCAUCGUAGAAUCUAACAUCAACUUUCUUUUAAUGUUUAUAUGUCCGGAAUUCGAAGCAAAAGAGUCCGGAUUUCGAAUUAGCUUUUAUCAGUGUCCGGGAUUCAAAGCACAACAAGUCAUAUUAAUUUUAAAAUUCUGAUGAAAAUUUGUUAGAAUAGACAUAUUUUGCAUGCAUUCUCUUAAAACUGACUGUUUAUACUACAUCCUGAUGAUAUUUCUACAUUUCCAACUUGUUACAUGAUUUUUUGCUAGCUAUAACAAAAAUGAUUUGCUACUAAGUGUCCGGGAUUCAAAUCAUGACGUUAUUUAGCUAAACUGUAACUUUUUUUUGUAAACACCCAAUAGUCAAUCAUUUCUCAAUCAACGACAUCUUGGAAACCAUUGAUCUUAUAUUCAAUGCAAAAUGAAAACAUUGCUGAAUUGCUCAUCUUACUGGCAGUGAUAUUUUCAGAAAGAAAAAAAAAUCAGCUAGUAUUCCAAAAGAGUCAACUUGGUUGGUUGAAUUUUUAACUAAUAAAAUAACAAAUCUCAUAGAAAUGGUGUUUACUUUUCCUUCAGUGUAUUUUUUUUCUAAGGAAAGCCCGACAAUUUAAUUCCAAGUUUGUAUUUGGAGCAGUUCCAGCUAAAAUUAAGAUUUUUUCUGGUACUUUUGUACCCGACCCUUUCCGAUUUCAAUGAAACUGUGUAGACAUGUUAUCCAUUUUGUACUCGAAAAUAACAUUUGAGAAGGGCGUAAGUUACUUAAAUAUUUUUGUUUUUUGUAAAAAUUACUGUAUUUCGAAGCCGUUACAUCGUACCAAAAAGUGGUCAAACACAAACUUGUAGGAAAUUAGUCGAACUUUCUGAAAAAUUACACUAAAAUACACACGCCACUGCUAUGAGAUUUUUUGAUUUUUAUGUUUAAAAGUUAAAUUUAAAGGUGAUGUCACGAUUUUUUUUUUCGUUCAAAAUUUUUGAGGAAAUAGCCUAAAAUGUUACAAAAAGACUCACGAAAAAUGCAGGAUGGUAUGUCUCUCCUAAAAAAAAUACAAAAAUCAUUUACUAAAUCUGUUUUUUUGAAAAGUGGUCUAAACGUCAAAAUUUUCAAAAACCAAUAGUGGGAAUCGAUUCUCCAGACAAUUUUACAUAAAAGUCUCCAUGUUGACCAUUGUCCUCUGUCCAAUCCUUGGAUUGGAUAUAGCGGUUUAAAAAUUUUUUUUUUUGCAAUUUCUAAAUGACAGACUUGAUUUUUUAGUCUCGUAAAUAUUUUUACCGGAAAGCUCGUCCAAUUUCCCAUGAAUUUGUCUUCGACAGCUUUUGUAUCUAUUCUUGUAUGGCGUCAUCCAUAAAGUAUGUC
Culex pipiens pallens (northern house mosquito) is the source of this 8721-nucleotide messenger RNA. Its product is annotated as protein sidekick-1-like. Bases 2436 to 3365 code for a protein of 309 amino acids. NCBI's taxonomy places the organism in Eukaryota, Metazoa, Arthropoda, Insecta, Diptera, Culicidae. The record is from RefSeq and is a predicted model, not a curated record. Gene Ontology annotation, cellular component: neuron projection membrane. The transcript is spliced from 7 exons. Gene Ontology annotation, biological process: synapse organization.